Messenger RNA from Spirometra erinaceieuropaei, 9227 nucleotides. The record is from the annotation of a GenBank genome assembly. NCBI's taxonomy places the organism in Eukaryota, Metazoa, Platyhelminthes, Cestoda, Diphyllobothriidea, Diphyllobothriidae.
AUGAAGCGUCAAAACGUGCGCACAUUAGCCCUCAUUGUGUGCACCUUUACGUAUCUCCUUCUGGGAGCAGCCAUCUUCGACGCCCUGGAGUCGGAAAUGGAGGGCCAUGAACGGAAACGUCUGCAGGAGCAGGAAAGAGCCUGGCGGGACAAAUACAACAUCACAAGGGAGGAUUUUGAAAAGAUAACUCAGCUUGGAAUACAGCUUAAACCCUACAAGGCGGGAACCCAGUGGAAGUUCGCCGGUGCCUUCUACUUCGCAACAACUGUUAUCACGACAAUUGGUACGUCCUACGUCACUGGUGGAAUACUAACAGUCUGCUUUUAAUUCAUGCCCUCUAUGGUUGCCUGAGGACGGCAGAUCGAAUGGGAACAGUCUCUUUUCCGCCUUCUUCCUUUGUUAAGCGUGGAGUCAUUAGUUACACAUAGAAGUUUUGGGUUUAUUGUAAAGACAAUGACUAGGCCAACAGGAUGAAAAAGUUCUUAAAAUCUUGACAUAAUGCUAGUUUAUGAUAUCAUCUUCAGAAGCUCUUUAUAGCCAUCAGUAGCGCAUACCGCUUGUUAGCAAAAAGGCCGCUUAGUAGGCACUAUUCGGGUAGGAGGAUGACUUUAAAGUGCUGAAAAGGCUCCUUAAAUCAAUGAGUUCGAUAAAAUUGAAAAUGUAUUAUGUUAAAAAACGAAAAUGGCAUAUAAAGCCGCACUUUUCAAAGCUUCUCGCAAACUACUCUCGACUUAUACUUGGCUCUACAAUUUUAUCAUUCUCAAGGUUAUUACUACAGAACCCGGGGCUGGGUACGACUGGCUGACGACAGAUAUUAAGAUAGAAGUGGCCAUUCUAGUCGCCCUUAUCUUUGUCGGUAAUAUCAUUCAAGCCGACUACUGUCAUAUUCGGACGAAAAAGCAAAGCCACUAAUAGAGAUGAGAAGAAGCUUCGAACGACUAUUCUUCAUUGUUUUGCAUCUGUCUUCUCUCGUUCGCUAUGACAGAUUAGUCAUUACUUCAAGAUCCACUGUGGUUUACGAUAUUGCGGCAGAACAUUUGACUAGAUCGCAGUUGGUAGCCAGGCCCCGUAUUACAAGUGGCGGAGGGGGUGGUUUACUGGGGCUAUUUUGUUGGAUUCCAUAAUCACAUCUGACCUAUUUGUCUUCCGUUUUACGUUCGAGGGUAGGGUUAGGGUACCGGUUAAUGGUUUCCGAUUUUCGGCUUAGGGUUAUGCCUUCAGACUUAGGUUUUCGGUUUACGGUUAAGGUUUGAGCGCACGAUUAGGUUUCAUUAUUACGGUUAGGUUUUUCAAGUACAGGUAUGUGUAAGAGCUACAGUUACGUUUACGAUUUCGGUUAGGGUCAGGGUUGCCGUUAGGCUUGACGGUUAACAUUUAAGGUUGAGGUUAGGGUUAGGGUUAAGGUCAGGAUUAGGGUUAAGGUCGCCGUCCGCUUCCCCAUUCCUGGCUACCAACUGCGAUCUAGACGAAAAUUUGACUUAUUAGAAUCUAAAGUCUUGUUCAAACAGUGCAGAAUAAGGGAACGUGCAUUGCAAAACGUUGUCAGUGUAAGGACAUGAACCGUUUUUGAUGUUGACCUUGGCCGGUAAAGGUGCACUUCCGAGAGAUCUGAGGUGGGGCCUCGGAAAACAGAGUUAUACAUUCCUAAUACAAAUUUUAUACCCAAAGCGUUGGAACUUAAAGGUUUUUCUAUUUAUGUAGACAACACCUUCACUUUUAACUAGAGACGGAUAAGUAUUUCGAAGAGUGGAGUGCAGUAAAACAAACUCACUAUGUACUCCACUAAGUUUUUACGAGAAAGCAUAUAUUUGCACUUUUAUAAGAAAUGGAAUAGGAAGUGCAGGAGAAUGCAGCAUUUCAUAAUUGUACCUUUGCGGCACUUGGCAUCUUUUUCAGUCUCCACGAUAAUGAAACCAGUUUUGGCGUGUGAAUGGAGCUCAGUAUAGUAUUGACACAUGCAUAUCCAUGAAAACUUAAUCAUUCUGUUUAGUAGCAUCGAUCUUAAAUAUCCACGAUCACAACAUAUUUGUCAGACAGUAAACAGGGUUCUUGCCGUAAGCCUACUGGGUGCACAUCGAUUGCAUUACAGGACACACUUCCCCCUUUGUGUUUUGAGAUCCAAUCUCAAGCCCUACCAGCUGCCGCUUAGCAACUAGUAGUAUGAGCGGAAUAUACGCAGAAUAUGCUCGAUCUCAGCUGACAGGUCAACGACGCCGUGGCCAAAUAAUUAAGGAAUUGGACUCCUAGCCAGCAGAAGUUAGAAUCAAGCCUCAAGGAUUUGCUGAAUCUGCUGAUGACGGCUAGCAAUUCAGUAAUUACUACUUUUGUCUCCCUUUUGUUCAUCAGUAAUGUUAUACUGUCUUCUCACUCAAGUCGUUUCCUUUUUGCCAUUUCAUUCAUUAUCUUUUCGGAUUUCCUAAGCGGUUGGGUACAUCUAGGCAAUGAUUUUACACUUCUCACUCCGGGUGGACUGUACUUGACCAAGACACACGACCUGUUUCAAAAGACAGUUUUUAAAUGGCCAAAUAUCAGAACUUAGAUUGUGUUCUUUGCUUGAUUUCCUCUAAAACAGAAAUUUAAAUAAUAUGCUCUGCAGAAUGCUGUUUACCGUGUGCCUUGCAGCAACAAUAUUAUAAGCUUUUUUGAAAAGGGCUGUGACUUUUGAUGAGGAAUGCUCUUCCCUCCCAUUCCACCAGAAUCGCAAGAGUGUUUCAUUAUGUUCUUUUCAUAAAAUAAAUAUCAUUUCAUAAAGAGUUGGCCGACAGUGUUUUGUGUCCGAAGUUAUCAGCAUAGAUUAUUGUGAACUAAAUGCUUUAGCCAACACCCACACGACUAGGUAGGAGCUAGAAUUUCUGCCAUUCAGACACAUGACAUGUCAUAUUGGCAGAGAAGGUUUUUAUUUUCGAGAAGGCUCAGCACGCACACGUAUUUAUAUGAUCGAAGUACGAACAAGGCCUGUGAUCGAUUGAAUAUGGGCGUGGCUCGCUCAGUUGUGACUGUUGAAAGGAAAUAACUGUAAUGUCUCUUAUGUCGCGUGAAUAGCAUACAUACGCGAGCGCGUGAAAUGCUUAGUGGGUUGAAUUUACCUAGACGAAGAAGGUCACAACAGCGACCAGGAAGUACGACCUACAAUGGUCAGGCUGGUCGAAUGGUUGCUUUUGGCUUGCAUGCCGUCAAGGCCAAUUCGCAUAGCACUGGAACUUAGUGCUUGAGUCCGUGUACAGCUAAUCAGUGAGACAGAGAUCGUACCGGCCAAAUCCGGGGCGACUACAAAUGCAGCUGUUUGAGACAGAAUGAGAAUGAGGUCCACGAAUCAAACCUCAUUGCUGCAAAUAAUAUCAUAAUAAUUGACAGUAAUAAUAUUCGAGUCCGGCCGGGGUGCCGAAUUCGAGUCUAACCUGCUCUUACAUUUACGUUUCCAAACUACGUGCAGUAUACUUUCAAAAUAAAAAAAACUAUGUAUUCAUGUAUAUUGUAAAGAAGAGACCGUAGAACUGGUGGGAAGCAACAAAAACUUUAUCCGCCUGACGUUUCGGAUUCUUGCUCAAACCCAUCACUAGAGACAGUAACAAAUACGGAUAAUUCGUGCACGGGAAGUUAGGUGCAGUAUUCAUAGGACGCAGUCGCUAGCCUACUACAUGCAUAGGGUAGUUAACCGCUCUCCUCUUCAUCGACGAUUGUUGUCUGCUGGUGCGCUUAUUGCUGGAUGGCCGGCGUGCAAAUUGUUAACUGCUGAAAUUUCAUCACCCGUGUUGGAGGUUGGCGUGAUGAUUGGCCGGCCGUCUGGUUCACUGACCUGCGUGUUCCCCGUGUAGCUAAUUACUUUGGCCAGACUAUGCCUUAGCACCGAAUAUGGGGUGGAGAUGUCGUUGCACUUGUUGAUAGACUGGGGUCCCGUAAAACAUGACUCAAGCAACUCGCGACUCACACGAUUAUUCCCCUCUCUCGAGAACUUCAGCUUUCUCGGACGUAAAUGUGUGGCCGGGUCUCGUUGAAUAGGUCGCGACUUGAGAGUUGAAGUCAUUUCUUCGCCCUGAUGCCGCGUGCUCGCUGAUUCGCGUCCGGACCAGUCUUCCAGUUUCUCCGACAUAUCCGCUUUGCCCGGAAUUGCACCACAUCCUAUAAACGACUCAAGACGUUUCUUGCCGUGACAGCGAAUAUUUUGGUCUCAUCAUCUAACACCCUAUGGUUGUCUCCGGUCUGUGUGAAAAUCCAGAUUCAUGUGGUGCGAGAAAUCGACUAACAGUCGUGCAGACGUCCUCGAUGUACGGAAUCACUCGCCAGAAUUCGGGGUUGGUACGAUUUUGUUGCUCGUCUCGUUUGCACAUGCACCGGUUGAAAAAGUUUCCCGGGUAACCAUUGUCUCUGAAACCCGUCACAGAUAUUAAAAUUCGACAAACUUGUCUCCCGGUUCAACGCAGUGCGUCUGAGCGCGCCGAUACAGCGUCCUUACGCAGCUGCGUUUAUGGCUGAUUAGGUCGUUACUGUUGAAGUUUGGUUUUUGCGUCAUAUUUGUCGCUUUUCUGAACACUUUUAGGCCACCACAAUCUUUGAGACAGACGAAAACAUCAGAGGAGACCAGCUGAUUAUUUUCUUCUUCCUCCAUCGUAAAUUGAAUGUCCGGGAAGACGGCGUUGAGAUGUUCUUGGAAUGUCAACACCUGAUCCCGUUCGAUGACGACGAAGGUAUCGUGCAAGUACUAAGCCCAUUGAUUUGGUCGGUGGUGUUAGAAGAUCAGCGACUUUAACCGCUGUAGGACCGCCUCGGCUGCGAAUCCCGAAAUCGGCGAACACAUUGGUGCUCCCUUCACCUGCUCGUAGAUUGUUCCGCCGAACGUGAAUUAUGUUCUGAGACAGAACUGCAGGAGCCGCAGGACAUUGGCAUGUCCGAAGCGAUUGUCCAUUAUUUCGUAUUUGUUUGGAGGGAGGGAUUGACAGAUCCUGGGGGAUAGAAGCAAAGAGUGACGUGACAUCAAAAGCCACCAUGACCUCAUUAAGCUUAUUCAGGAAUUGUGUUGACCAACAGACCGUGGUGUUCGCUGACUGCUGAUUCGGACAUGAGACGCCAGGCGAAUAAAUCUCCUCUUCCAGCGAUUGCUUCUAACUCUUAUCAACUAGUUCGUGGAACUCGCAUAUUCACUUAUAUACCAUAGACCUUUUACAAAAUCUUACAAAGUAUGUGGCUCGUUUUGCAUGCUUUAUAAGGAACAUUAAUAAAUGAGCAGAUAGGAUGCCAUUCGAACGGCCAUCUUUCGGCCCUAAACUCUUAAAGUUGCGAAUAUUUUAGAACUGGUAAAUGUCCUUUUUUAAGCAAAUACGUAGACAACGACAUCAUCUCCAACCAACGAGUACAAAAAGGAAUAUUUUUAUGCAUGGUUUCCAUAGGAUAUAUCCGAAUUUAAAGAGACAUUGAAAAUAAAUGGAAGAGCAACAUGCUAUCAAACUUGUCAUUUAUUACAGGGUGUGGCUUUUGCGGGCUACCAGUAAGUAACUCACUCAAAUUCUGCAUCCGAACAUCACUGAAAUAUCUUGGAAUCAGUAUUGCAAAUCCGCCUAGGUGGUUUUUCUGAAAGUAACGCCAUUUUAGAAUUUCCGUUAAUACUUCACGUGGUUUAUCAGAUGAUGUAUGUUCACUGAAUGGCUGAACCUACUAAAUUGCUAAAUAGAGGCAAUUGUAUGAACAAGUUGCAAUCCAAGGCGAGUCAGAAUUCUUGCUAGUCAUUAUAUUUUGAAUGGUAUAGUUUUCUUAAGUAGAAAAAUUGUUCUGUCGCGCGCCUUGCCAUAAGUUAGAAGAAAGUUUCCGCUGCUGCCAAUCCCAAAACGACGAAUUAGAAAGCAGUGUCUGGAAUUUCAAAUCGACAGGUUCCCCUCUCUAGGUAUGCUUCGACUCAUAUUAUGGUGAGCGAUGUACACACAGGUUGCAUAAACAAGGGCCGAUAAAUUUUGAACACAGACAUAUAAGUGAGCCUAUUGUUGGGGAUAAGAGAUGCGUAAUUAUGAAAAGUUUAUUGGUAUCAAAAGUGAAACGCUGAGCCAUGUUUCAGUAAUGCGGCGUUCCGCCAAAAGAUUUAAGUUAACUCUGACACCCCUGUUCUGGCAUAAACCAUGCGCAUACUUUUUGAUUGUCCAGAGUCAGCUAUUUAAGGACUAAAAUUGCUGCAUUUUAAGGUUGUUUGUUGAGAAGGAACAUCGUGUUCUCUGGAGACGUGGUAGUUAUAGCAACAGAAGCAAGGAAGAAGUGUUCGUUCACGUGCCGUUCAGUACUUACAGUGUCGGCUCUUAUAUUUUGGAAUAACCUUUAGUUGUGGUAAAAAUCCCGUUUGAGCAAAAAGGUGCAGCAGAUUUGCUAACUCAUGAAAUGUCAACCAAAAGUUCGAAAUGUGUUCUCGUUUCGAAAAGCUAAAUUAAGUAGUGUUGUAAAACUAAUUAUGAAGCAGCGUAAAUUUAUAAUGAUCCAGUUACCUCAGCGUGUCGGCCAUCGAACAAACUUAUUUUCGGCUGCAUGCAUUAUCUAUACUCUGCAAAAAUGACUACUUAAAUAGUAUGCAAUUUUCUGAUUGAUUUUCGAUGCCCUUAAAAAUGCAAUUAUAUUUCAUGGAAAACAUGCAGAAAAAUAUUCAUCCUUUUGCUUAUUCGGUAGAAAAUUACGUCUUCUUCCAAUUUCAUACCCAAAAUAAGAGUAUAAUUCGGUCGUGAAAAGGUUUCUAAUUGUGAGAUUUUUUAAUACCGUUAAAUGGUUGUUCAUGAAACGUCAUGUAUCUGUAUUUACGAAUGUGGCUUGUAAAGUUAACAAUAUUGCUCAAAUUCACUGCUUAAUUUUAUGAACCUCAUAUGGUCUCCUCUUAACACCGUAGAGAAAUGCAUGGCUUUCCCUACACGGAAAAUAUACAGCUUGUGGUUUUGAAACCCUGAAUGCAAGUGUAACAGCAGGUCGGGUUUAAAAUUAUUCGGGAACUAGAAAAGUUUUUUAAAACUGAUUUAUGCUCUUCUUUUGGGGAUGAAAUUGGAAAAAGACGUGAUAUUCUACCGAAUAAGUAAAAAGAUGAAUAUUUUUUGCAUGUUUUCCAUGAAAUAUAGUUGCAUUUUUAAGGGCAUCGAAAAUCAAUGAGAAAAUUGCAUACCAUUUAAGUAGUCAUUGUUGCAGAGUAUGGAUCUUGCAUGCAGCCGAAAAUAGGUUCCUUCGAAAGCCGACACCCUGAGGUAACUGGAUCAUUAUAGAUUUGUGCUGCUUCAUGAUCAGUUUUACAACACUACUUAAUUUAUCUUUUCGAAACGAGAACGCAUUUUGAAGUUUUGGUUGACAUUUCAUGAGUUAACACAUCUACCCUACUAAUUUGGAAUUAUUUCAAAAAAGCGAGAGACAGUUAAAAGUACGAACCACAGAGAAAGAUAUGAUUGUAGCGGUACAAAUUGUACCUAGCACAUAAUUCUAUCACGAUCAAUUAAACAAAUUAUAUUGCUGUCCGUACGAAAGUUGAUUAACAACGAAAGAAGUUGAACAACUGAACUCGUCGUUAUGGAGACAUUUUUUCUUUUCUUUUUUCUUUUCCUUCUUUUUUCUGGCAGAGUUUCAUUCUUAUUCGGACGAAUAUCGUUUUUGAUCCGAAACAUCGGUUUUUUCGGAGUUGAUUAGUUAAACUCAUGACUCAGGCGUGAGUAAUUGUUGCGAAGGGAUGGUACCCCAUGAGACGUUGCGCAUGGCCUGUGACUCAAGGUCAAGUAUUUAAUCCAUUAUUAGAAGUUGAUCAGAGAAUAGCUUCAAAAAUACAUUAAUGCCAUCACAUGAGGCUUUAUGGGAGCUAGGAUUAAUUAUGAGAUUCAAGCACAAGCCUUUUUCUUCCGUCAAUCUCACAUCAAUUAACUUAACAUCUAAUUGCGCUUGCAGUACAAAAUCGAAUAAGCAGAAUCAGUUCUGAAAAUGUUAAAAUUCUAACUCCAGCCAUGUCUACUUUGCACUAGGUUACGGUCACUGCACGCCGAAGACGGUUGGUGGCAAGAUAUUCUGCAUGCUCUAUGCCCUUCCUGGAAUACCCCUCUGCAUCGUCAUGUUUCAGAGCAUCGGCGAGCGUAUGAACACCCUCGUAACCUGCCUGCUCCGACGUCUAAAGUCGCUGUUCAAGUGCCAAAAUAAGCUCGUCUCCCAGACCCAUCUGAUUCUCUUUAGUGCCAACAUUGGAACCAUCGUGUUGACCGUUGGUGCGGCAGUGUUUGCCCAGUACGAGCGAUGGCACUACCUGGAUGCCUUCUACUACUGCUUCAUCACCCUGACUACGAUCGGCUUCGGCGACUUCGUGGCCAUGCAGCGUGAGGACUCCCUGGUGAAGCAACCGGACUACGUGGCCUUCAGCCUCAUCUUCAUUCUCUUCGGCCUAACCGUGGUCAGCUCUGCGAUGAACCUCCUAGUUCUGCGUUUCUUGACGAUGAACACUGACGACCAGCGACGUGAUGAACAGGAGGCCGCGGCACAGGCACAGGAGUUUCGUCGUCUUCACGGUGAUGUCAUACACUCAGUCAUUGGUAUGACGGGACACAUAAUUCAGGCAGGCGACGAAGCGAAACUGCAGCAGCACAGAGGUCCAGAAAGGCUGCGAAAAUUCCUGCAGAACUCCCCUCCGGUCUACCGCGAGAACUCCAGAGCAUUCCUCCAGUCCGAAGAACCCUCAACGUCCCUCCUAUCCCGCGCAGGCAGGUCUGUUCAACGAAUGUUCAAAUGCCUGGGUAGGCAGGGCCGAAUACACAGGGUUGGAUCUAGAAGGAGACGGAGUGCGGAGUUGGAAACGAAGGUUGCGCGGACAAAAACCAUGGAGGAGGAGCGAGUGACCUUCAGUCUUUCCUUCUCCGAAUUCACCAACAUGGACGCUGAUGAGUACUCACCCUGGGUGAGUCGAAAUUGCGAACAGAAAAACAGACCGACAAGGCGUUUGUCACAGGAGAACUUGUUGUUUGGAAUCACCGGUGAAUCCUCUCCCGCCCUGCGAGAGGCCGAGUCCACGUGGAUGAGGAAUCUGUGCCCCACUAAUGGACGUGAUCUGGGAGAAGUGUCCUAUAAAACACUGGAUAAAGUUUUAGGUGAAGAUACUACCGCCCAGACCAAAUGUAGCAGUACGUCUCAUUACCUCCAACACUUUCCAUUUCGCCAUGUAGAGCCAGCCUACUUCAUUGAAGGAUGCAAGCUUCAUCAGCGAAAUCACUGCUACUGUCAUAGCCAGGCUUCGAGUGGAGAAGUAA